CAAUGUUUCGAUAAACACACAACAAGUCUUUACCUCGACAAAGAAGGUCCUCAGCAUAACAAGCAAAAUGUUUUCUUUCAAAUCUAUCGUACUGAUUGCUGCGGCUUUCGCCAUGGGUGCUGAAUCCAGCGCUGUCCCAGCAGUAGCUGCCCCUCUUGUGGCGCCAGCAGCUGUUGGCUACGCGCACUCCAUACCACCGAACGUUCCUCCAUUCGCGUCUCAAGUCAGCGUGGUCAACAGAGCUAUCUACCCUUACGCUUCUGCCCCGUACAUCGCAGGGCCAGUGCCAGCGCCUUUAGCCGUCCCAGCUGCAUACGCCGCCCCUGCUGCAUACGCCGCCCCUGCUGCAUACGCCGCCCCUGCUCCAUACGCUGCCCCUGCUGCAUUAGCCGCUCCUGCUGCAUACGCCGCCCCUGCUGCCUUCGCCGGCCCUGCGCCCUACGCCGCACCUUUCCCUUACUCUGCUCCUCUCCUCCGCUCGCCUUACUUGGGCGCCCCAGCGUUCGUACGAUAGAUUAAAGAAAACAGACUGACCUUUCUUUAGAAAAAUUCUAGUUUUAUAAUAUGACUGUUGUUUUGUUAUGAUUUUUAUAUGAUAAAUAAAUAAUUGCAAUUAAA
Molecule: messenger RNA, 618 nt
Organism: Ostrinia furnacalis (Asian corn borer)
Lineage: Eukaryota; Metazoa; Arthropoda; Insecta; Lepidoptera; Crambidae
Gene: CPH19
Exons: 2
Coding region: 68-514 (148 amino acids)
Source: RefSeq, a predicted model, not a curated record